Messenger RNA from Caenorhabditis remanei, 792 nucleotides. RefSeq lists its product as uncharacterized. Bases 1 to 792 code for a protein of 263 amino acids. Gene Ontology annotation, molecular function: G protein-coupled olfactory receptor activity. The transcript has 5 exons. Gene Ontology annotation, biological process: olfactory behavior; G protein-coupled receptor signaling pathway. The record is from RefSeq and is a predicted model, not a curated record. NCBI's taxonomy places the organism in Eukaryota, Metazoa, Nematoda, Chromadorea, Rhabditida, Rhabditidae.
AUGGAUCAGAGCUUAAUGGUUUUUCCAGUUGGAAUGUGUAUCUUAUUGUAUUUCACUAUGUUUGGAACAUCGUUGGCUAACUUUGGAGUGCAUUUUAUUUAUAGAAACAAGGAAUGGAUAUGUUUCAACGCGACUCGAGUAUUCAUUUGGAUCACAUGCCCACUUAUCCUUGGUAUUGUUUAUACAAUAUCUACUUGUAUGUUUUUUGGAAUGAAUGAGGCCACCGAGCAGUUUAUGAGGGUAAAAGUGCUUCAAAACAAUUCAAUAGACAACUUGAGUUUUAUCGGUUUUUACAUUUAUCCGGUAGAUCAAAACGGCAAAGAGUAUGUGAACUGGCAUAGUAUAUUUGGCUUAACAGCAGUUUCAACGUUGAUUACAAUCUCCAUUUCCAUGAUGCUCUACUUUGGCACCCGUUGCUACACGAAACUCCACAGCUUUACUGAACUUUCUACUGUAUCCCAUCACUACCGAUCGAUACAAAACGAAUUAUUUUUUGCGUUGGUGAUCCAAGCAGCUAUUCCAUUAUGUCUCAUGCAUCUGCCCAGUACAAUUAUUGCAAUCACUUGUUUCAUGAAUUCAGCUCCAGAAUCCCUUGGACCAGUCACUGCGAUUUUUAUUUCAUUUUAUCCGGUUCUUGACCCUUUACCCAAUAUUUUUAUAAUUAAGCCUUAUCGGAAUGCGUUUUUAAAUCUCAUGUUCUGCUGGAAGCCGAGACUGUCAGAAACCUCUCUCCAAGCUGUCAAUAGUUUUAAUGCAGUGGCGAUAAAUAUUGUUGGUGUCAUGGAAAUGUGA